Molecule: messenger RNA, 2288 nt
Organism: Heterocephalus glaber (naked mole-rat)
Lineage: Eukaryota; Metazoa; Chordata; Mammalia; Rodentia; Bathyergidae
Gene: Foxp3
Product: forkhead box P3
Biological process (GO): regulation of transcription by RNA polymerase II
Cellular component (GO): nucleus
Molecular function (GO): RNA polymerase II cis-regulatory region sequence-specific DNA binding; DNA-binding transcription repressor activity, RNA polymerase II-specific
Source: RefSeq, a predicted model, not a curated record
CCCUGUGAUUAUCAGCACACAUACUCAUCGAAAAAAAAUUGGAUUAUUAGAAGAGAGGUCUGCGGCUUCCACACCGUGGUUUUUCUUCUCGGUAUAAAAGCAAAGUUGUUUUUGAUAUGUGACAGUUUCCCACAAGCCAGGCUGAUCCUUCUCUGUUGAUCCACUUCUGUUGACCAAGCCUGCCCUUGGACAAGCACCCGAUGCCCAACCCCAGGCCAGCCAAGCCCUUGGCCCCUUCCAUGGCCCUCGGCCCAUCCCCAGGAGCCUCACCCAGCUGGAGAGCUACACCUAAGGCCUCAGACUUGCUGGCACCCAGGAGCCCAGGGGAAACCUUCCAGGGCCGGGACCUCCGCAGUGGGACUCAUGCCGCUUCCUCCUCUUUGAACCCCCUACCACCAUCACAGCUUCAGCUGCCCACAGUGCCCCUAGUCAUGGUGGCACCCUCUGGCGCACGGCUGGGAUCCUCACCUCACCUGCAGGCACUUCUGCAGGACAGGCCACACUUUAUGCACCAGCUCUCCACCGUGGACACCCACGCCCGGACCUCUGUGCUACAGGUGCGCCCACUGGACAACCCAGCCAUGAUCAGCCUCCCGCCAUCCACGGCUGCCACUGGGGUCUUUUCCCUUAAGGCCCGACCUGGACUACCACCUGGAAUGAAUGUGGCCAGCCUAGAGUGGGUAUCCAGGGAGCCAGCACUGCUCUGCACCUUCCCAAGCCCCAGUCCACCCAAGAAGGACAGCACCCUUUCAGCCAUGCCCCAGGGCUCCUUCCCUCUGUUGGCAAAUGGUGUCUGCAAGUGGCCUGGAUGUGAGAAGGUCUUCAAGGAGCCAGAGGACUUCUUCAAGCACUGCCAAGUGGACCACCUCCUGGAUGAGAAGGGCAGGGCACAGUGUCUCCUCCAGCGAGAAGUGGUGCAGUCUCUGGAGCAGCAGCUGGUCCUGGAAAAGGAGAAACUGGAAGCUAUGCAGGCCCACCUGGCAGGGAAAAUGGCACUUACUAAGGCUCCAACAGCGGCGUCAUCCGACAAGGGGUCGUGCUGCAUUGUAGCUGCUGGCACCCAGAGCAGCAGUGUCCCAGGCUGGCCCGAUCCCCAAGCGGCCUCUGAUAGCCUGUUUGCUGUGCGGAGGCACCUUUGGGGCAGCCAUGGAAAUGGCACCUUCUCAGAGUUCUUCCACAACAUGGACUACUUCAAGUUCCACAACAUGCGGCCCCCUUUCACCUAUGCCACCCUCAUCCGCUGGGCCAUCCUGGAGGCUCCUGAGAAGCAGCGGACUCUCAAUGAAAUCUACCGCUGGUUCACACGCAUGUUUGCCUAUUUCAGAAACCACCCUGCCACCUGGAAGAAUGCCAUCCGCCACAACCUGAGCCUGCACAAGUGCUUCGUGCGGGUGGAGAGCGAGAAGGGGGCUGUGUGGACCGUGGAUGAAUUUGAGUUCCGCAAGAAAAGGAGCCAGCGACCCAGCAGGUGCUCCAACCCUACAUUAGGCCCCUGACCUCAAAGCCAAGGAAAGGAAGAAGGAUGGAAGGGGUCAAAAUUGGAGGCAGAAGUGGUGGGAGCAGGGCAGGCAGGCCCUGGACAUGUCCACAGGGACCAAGAAACGAGAUAUCCACUGUCUCGCCUGCCACAGCCCCUGUUCCCCAGCUUAGCCGCCCUCCUGGAUCUUAUCUUCUGCCCCAACGCUGUUCAGAGGGUCUCCAGUCCUAGCCCAGCCCCCACCUUCACCACAGCCCCCACUAUGGGCCCUCACAGCCAGCCACACAUACAGCCUCCCUCGGCCACCCUCACAGAUUAUCUCAGAGUGGAAAAGUCACACACAUACACACACGCAGUCACAAUCCUGUCCCCUAGACACCCACAAACCCCAAGACACAAAGAACUUGCCUUGGUAUAUUCAAAUGUCCUCAAUGCUGUGUAGUCACAUAAACAGUCAUAUUCGAGCACAGUCCUAUCAACUCACAUGCCCAAAAGCACAAAGCCACAGCCACCCUCUGGGCCCACGGAUCCGAGGUCAAGCAGAGGUAUGCCCAGGCCCCCCAAACAGAAGCAGCAUCAAUCAGUACCCUCAGGAUCACAGGUCACAGAAAGCCACACAGACACUUAACUGGGCACACAUGGUCUCAUGCAACUCCCAACACAUGGGCUCAGUCACAGACACAGCCUGUUAAGACUCACCUUCGUAUCUCGCAUACGGGCACACACAUGCACACUCAUAGCUCCCCAGUGUGUCUCCUGAGUCCCAUGAAGACACACACUGACUCACCAGAAGGUACUGGGUGUCUCACUU